UGGUAACGGAAAGCGCAACGAAUACUUGCUCGUUGCAGCUAGCUGCUUGCGUGGUGAUAUAUCAGUCUGUAACUGAGAAUAAACACAGGAAAAAUGUCUGACAUUGGGUCUGAGGACUUGGAAGAUGAGCAAACAUUUCAUGGAGAGUAUGAAGGUGAGCGGAAUGAAGCAGGAGAGAGGCAUGGUGCUGGGAGAGCUGUGCUGCCCAAUGGAGAUAUCUACCAGGGAAUGUAUGAACACGGGAACAGAUCUGGACAGGGAACCUACAGAUUUAAGAAUGGGGCUCAAUACGUCGGGGAGUUUUACAUGAACCUGAAACAUGGACAAGGUGUUUUCUAUUACCCUGAUGGUUCCAAGUAUGAUGGCUCAUGGGUGGAAGACCAGCGUCAGGGUCAUGGGAUUUACACAUAUCCUAAUGGAGACAGCUAUGAUGGGGAGUGGCUGCGGCAUCAAAGACAUGGGCAAGGUGUUUACACAUACCAUGAAACAGGUUCUAAGUAUGCUGGCAUGUGGGUUAUGGGUAAGAUGGAGUCAGUUGGAGAGUUAAUCCAUCUAAACCACAAAUACCAAGGCAACUUUCGCAAUAAUAAACCCUCAGGUCCAGGGAAGUAUGUGUUUGACACUGGAUGUGAGCAGCAUGGGGAGUAUCUGCGGGUAGAUCAGGAUAAAGGAGAUGCAGAAGAGGAAGCACAUGUCACUACCACUGUUCUGAAAUGGAAACCCAAAGCUUUGACAUGCUUAUCAGCUUGUGUCUCUGAUCCACCAUGUCUAAAAGAUAAUGUCUCUUCCGGCCAGUGCUUGUCUGAGGAGGGAAAGGCUCAAACACCCCUGGAAGAGCAGGACAUGAGGCAGGACCCAGCACCAGAAACCAGUUAAUCAUUUAAGCUGCUUUGAGUCAAUGGCUAUUGUAAAAAGCACUAUACAAAAAAAUUUGAAUUGAAUCAAAUUGAAUUGAAUUAAUGCAAAUGGCAGAGUGAUUGGAAUAUAUGUAAGAAAUAACACACGAUAGACUGUGCGGUUAUACGGAAAUAAUCCACACUGGGGUGGUGUGAUACAGCCUGAUGCAACGCAUUACCACCAUGAAGUGGAUUAUUUUUGUGCACCCACAUGGUCUGGAGUGUGUUAUUCCAUUUAUAACACAGUAAUUUUGCCAAUGAUCACUUUUCAUUUAUUAGCGAAUGACGCAACUCAAGUUUUAACAGUUUAAAUAUUUAAUACCGUGGAAUGUCCUGGAGUUAGGAAGUUAGUUCCUGUUAGCACUUAUGCUAUACCUGUAAUAACACUUGUUAGAUCACCAGUAUCUCCUCUCUCUCUCCCUCUCUCUCUCUGUCUCUCUCUCUCACUCUGAAAACUCUGUCCUCAAGACUUUCCUGUGCUGGGAAAUGUUGCAAAACACCAUGACUGUUACAAAGCGCUGGCUUCUAUAAAUGUUAAAUAAAUGUCUCCUAAAAAAAUAAAUAAAUAAAACACA
Messenger RNA from Ictalurus punctatus (channel catfish), 1471 nucleotides. It is a transcript of the gene rsph1, whose product is annotated as radial spoke head component 1. NCBI's taxonomy places the organism in Eukaryota, Metazoa, Chordata, Actinopteri, Siluriformes, Ictaluridae. The record is from RefSeq and is a predicted model, not a curated record. Bases 94 to 876 code for a protein of 260 amino acids. Gene Ontology annotation, cellular component: motile cilium; nucleus. Gene Ontology annotation, biological process: axoneme assembly; spermatid development. The transcript has 8 exons.